UAUCACUCUCUCAUUAAUCGAACUUGGCGUGUUUAAAUAAUCUUCCGAUCGUUAAUUCUCUUCCGAUUUCGAUUCGAUUUUAGCGGCGAUGUCUCUCAGACCUAGCGCGAAGACGGAGGUGCGACGGAAUCGGUACAAAGUAGCGGUCGAUGCGGAGGAAGGACGGCGGAGGCGAGAGGAUAACUUGGUUGAGAUCAGGAAGAACAAGAGAGAGGAAAAUUUGCAGAAGAAGAGAUUUACGUCUUCUAUGGCUUUUGGCUCAGCAACGGGACAAACGGAACAGGAUCUUUCUUCAGCGAACCAAUUAAAAGAUAAUCUACCUGCUAUGGUUGCUGGAAUCUGGUCAGAGGAUAGCAAUUCACAAUUGGAGGCAACAAAUCUCUUGCGGAAACUGCUUUCUAUUGAACAAAAUCCUCCUAUCAAUGAAGUUGUACAAUCUGGUGUUGUUCCUCGUGUUGUGAAGUUUCUUUCCAGGGAUGACUUCCCCAAACUUCAGUUUGAGGCAGCUUGGGCGCUCACCAACAUUGCUUCAGGGACAUCAGAGAACACAAAUGUCAUCAUUGAAAGUGGAGCUGUCCCGAUAUUCAUCCAACUUCUCAGCUCUGCUAGUGAAGAUGUCCGCGAACAGGCUGUUUGGGCAUUGGGAAAUGUUGCUGGAGACUCACCAAAAUGCCGGGAUUUAGUCCUAAGUUACGGUGCCAUGACACCUCUUCUGUCUCAAUUCAAUGAGAAUACAAAGCUUUCAAUGCUGAGAAAUGCUACAUGGACAUUAUCAAACUUCUGCAGAGGGAAGCCCCCACCCGCAUUUGAACAGACACAACCAGCUUUACCAGUUCUUGAGCGCCUUGUGCAAUCAAUGGAUGAAGAAGUUCUCACAGAUGCAUGCUGGGCUCUGUCAUACCUCUCGGAUAAUUCAAACGACAAAAUACAAGCAGUCAUUGAAGCAGGAGUUGUUCCUCGCCUCAUCCAGCUCUUAGGUCAUUCGUCGCCAUCAGUGCUGAUUCCUGCUCUUCGUACCAUUGGAAAUAUUGUAACCGGGGAUGAUCUACAGACUCAGAUGGUUCUCGACCAGCAAGCGCUUCCUUGUCUUUUGAACCUUCUAAAAAACAAUUACAAGAAGAGUAUCAAGAAGGAAGCUUGCUGGACUAUCUCCAACAUUACAGCUGGAAAUGCAGAUCAGAUACAAGCAGUGAUUGAUGCAGGUAUAAUCCAGUCUCUUGUUUGGGUGCUUCAAAGUGCAGAGUUCGAAGUAAAAAAAGAAGCUGCUUGGGGAAUAUCAAAUGCUACUUCUGGUGGCACUCAUGAUCAAAUCAAGUAAAACCAUAAAAACCGAAACGAAAUGUUUCCUUAACAAAGAAUGGUCAUUUCUAAAACACGUCUGUGUUUAUUGUUUGUUUCUUCUCAGGUUUAUGGUGAGCCAAGGCUGUAUCAAACCUCUAUGCGAUCUCCUUACUUGCCCAGAUCUGAAAGUUGUAACGGUUUGCUUAGAAGCACUAGAGAACAUUCUCGUGGUUGGAGAAGCAGAGAAGAACUUAGGUCACACAGGAGAAGACAACCUCUACGCUCAAAUGAUUGACGAAGCAGAAGGGUUAGAGAAGAUUGAGAAUCUUCAGAGUCACGACAACAAUGAUAUCUACGACAAAGCCGUGAAGAUCCUCGAAACAUUUUGGACUGAAGACAAUGAAGAAGAAGGCAACGACGAGAAUCAUGCUCCACAAUCUGGUUUCCAGUUCGGAAGCACCAAUGUUCCUCCUGGUCAAUUCAACUUUAUUUGAAAGGUAAAAUAGUUGAAUUGGGUCAUAGAAGUUGCUUGGACUUUUAAGUAAGCCACAUAUCGAACGAAAGUGGUAACAUCACAAAGAUGAAAUAUCAAUCUUCUCUAUCUCUUCAUGCCCACUCCUUAACUCGUGGACAUGAACUAUGAAGAAACAUAGUACGAUUUUCUUUUCUUUUUGGAAGUUUGUCUCAAUAACUAAAUCAUUUGGGGAAGAGAAACAAUUAUUCUGUGUUAGCCAUCAUCUCGUCUUUCAACAAAGUUCCCUUUUUUCAUAUAUUAGUGCCAUUACAAAAUCGUAGUUAUGCCUUAACUAAACCAGAAACAUUUUUAUUCAAU
Messenger RNA from Arabidopsis thaliana (thale cress), 2113 nucleotides. RefSeq names its product ARM repeat superfamily protein (gene MOS6). Gene Ontology annotation, molecular function: nuclear import signal receptor activity. The coding region runs from base 89 to 1318 and encodes 409 amino acids. Gene Ontology annotation, cellular component: cytoplasm; nucleus. Lineage: Eukaryota; Viridiplantae; Streptophyta; Magnoliopsida; Brassicales; Brassicaceae. The transcript has 9 exons. The record is from RefSeq and is marked reviewed. Gene Ontology annotation, biological process: protein import into nucleus.